GUUCAUCCAAGCACCCAUAUCCCGGAAUGCUGUGAGCUCCUCCCCCUGCUGAGCGAAGAGGAACGUCAGGGUCCAAUCACUGCAGUAUAUAAAAAUGAACCCAAUCCGCUCUUCACUGGCAAACAAUGACCUCACUUUCCUUUUUGUGAUUGGACUGCUAAAUUUGGAACGCACACAGGUGUUAUAAAGAAAGCACUAAGAACGACGAACUUUAACUUUGAAUGGAUCGGCUGGUUGUGAGGAAAAACUGGAAGUGAUAUGUUUGGUUGUAUUUAGUCACAGUCAAGAGGCAGUUUUGACAUUUAACGUAUCGGUUGAUGAUAAAAGUUGUAAAGCCAUGACAGGCAUUCGGAAAAAGCUGGUAGUGGUAGGUGAUGGGGCGUGUGGGAAAACGUGUCUAUUGACUGUGUUGAAUAAAGAUGAGUUCCCUGAACAGUAUGUGCCAACUGUUUUUGAGACCGACGUCGCGGACAUGGAAGUGGACAGCAAACAGGUGCAACUUGCUCUUUGGGAUACAGCCGGUCAAGAGGAUUAUGAGCGACUUCGUCCCUUGUCCUAUCCAGACACAGAUGUUAUACUGAUGUGCUUCUCAGUGGACAGUCCAGACUCUCUCGAAAACAUCCUGGAAAAGUGGGUACCAGAGGUCAAACACUUCUGCCCUAACGUGCCCAUCAUUCUUGUGGCUAAUAAGAAGGAUCUACGGAACGACGAGAGUGUUAGGACCGAGUUGUCCAGACUGAAGCAAGAACCUGUAAAAACAGAGGUUGGGCGCGCAAUGGCCGUGCGCAUCGGCGCAUAUGACUACAUGGAAUGUUCGGCUAAAACCAAGGAUGGAGUGCGAGAGGUCUUCGAGACUGCAACUCGUGCUGCCAAACAGGUGCAACUUGCUCUUUGGGAUACAGCCGGUCAAGAGGAUUAUGACCGACUUCGUCCCUUGUCCUAUCCAGACACAGAUGUUAUACUGAUGUGCUUCUCAGUGGACAGUCCAGACUCUCUCGAAAACAUCCCGGAAAAGUGGGUACCAGAGGUCAAACACUUCUGCCCUGACGUGCCCAUCAUUCUUGUGGCUAAUAAGAAGGAUCUACGGAACGACGAGAGUGUUAGGACCGAGUUGUCCAGACUGAAGCAAGAACCUGUAAAAACAGAGGUUGGGCGCGCAAUGGCCGUGCGCAUCGGCGCAUAUGACUACAUGGAAUGUUCGGCUAAAACCAAGGAUGGAGUGCGAGAGGUCUUCGAGACUGCAACUCGUGCUGCGUUGCAGAAGAGACCCACAUCAGUCGGUUGUUGUGUGAACUGUUGUCUGCUGUCGUGACUGAAUUAUUUAUGGCCUAAUGUUAUACAUUGGACUAAAACCAAUAGGCAUAGAAUACCGAGAAUUAAAAAACAAAUGUAGCCUUCAGGGCACUCACGGUCGUCACGAUGAAAAGACAUUGACCAUGGACUUGAUUUGGACAUCAUCCUCAACGCACUGCGGUGACACUUUGACAACAGCUUUAUCAAUUAAUGAGUAAAUAAACACGGGUACGCGGUGCCCGCUCGAACCCAAAGCACCUGUGGUGCCUGUAGCCUACAAGUGCCGUUGACGUUUAGAUUAUACCUUGUCCGACACCGCUAUGUCUGCAGAGGUGUGGUGACAGUUUAUGUGACCAAGACUUUUAUAUAGACAGCUCUGUUAAUUGUAAAGAUUUUUAUGGAGAUAUUGUACAGUGUUGGAUGAGCUUUUUCCCUUGCCCUCAU
Chanos chanos (milkfish) is the source of this 1737-nucleotide messenger RNA. RefSeq names its product rho-related GTP-binding protein RhoB-like. Gene Ontology annotation, molecular function: GTP binding; GTPase activity. Bases 338 to 1312 code for a protein of 324 amino acids. The transcript has 2 exons. Gene Ontology annotation, biological process: small GTPase-mediated signal transduction. Lineage: Eukaryota; Metazoa; Chordata; Actinopteri; Gonorynchiformes; Chanidae. The record is from RefSeq and is a predicted model, not a curated record.